GAUGCAGCAGUCUCGGCCCUGGCUGCUCUAUGCAGUGAAUAUUACAUGAAGGAGCCGGGGGAGGCAGAUCCCGCAAUUCAGGAGGAGCUGAUCACGCAGUACCUGGCUGAGCUUCGGAACCCCGAGGAGAUGACUCGCUGUGGCUUCUCGUUGGCCUUGGGCGCCCUUCCAGGCUUCCUUCUGAAAGGCCGGCUCCAGCAGGUUCUCACAGGUUUAAGAGCAGUUACCCACACUUCCCCCGAGGACGUAAGUUUUGCUGAGUCCAGGAGAGACGGCUUGAAGGCCAUUGCGAGGAUUUGCCAGACUGUUGGUGUGAAAGCAGGAGCCCCAGACGAAGCUGUGUGCGGAGAGAAUGUUUCCCAGAUUUACUGUGCGCUGCUGGGCUGCAUGGACGACUACACCACGGACAGCAGAGGGGACGUGGGCACCUGGGUCCGCAAGGCCGCCAUGACCAGUCUGAUGGAUCUGACACUUCUGCUGGCUCGGAGCCAGCCUGAGCUGAUCGAGGCCCAUACCUGUGAGCGCAUCAUGUGCUGUGUGGCCCAGCAGGCCAGUGAGAAGAUUGACCGUUUCCGUGCUCACGCCGCCAGCGUGUUCCUGACGCUCCUGCACUUUGACAGCCCUCCCAUCCCCCACGUGCCCCACCGAGGAGAACUGGAAAAGCUGUUUCCCAGGUCCGACGUGGCCUCCGUGAACUGGAGUGCACCUUCCCAGGCCUUCCCACGCAUCACCCAGCUCCUUGGGCUGCCCACCUACCGCUACCACGUCCUGCUGGGGCUAGUCGUGUCCCUGGGCGGCUUGACGGAGUCGACGAUCCGGCACUCCACCCAGAGCCUCUUUGAGUACAUGAAGGGCAUUCAGAGCGACCCGCAGGCCCUGGGCAGCUUCAGCGGGACCCUUCUGCAGAUCUUUGAGGACAACCUUCUGAAUGAGAGGGUGUCCGUGCCGCUGCUGAAGACGCUGGACCACGUGCUCACCCACGGCUGCUUCGACAUCUUCACCACGGAGGAGGACCACCCCUUUGCUGUGAAGUUGCUUGCGCUCUGUAAGAAAGAAAUCAAGAAUUCAAAAGAUAUCCAGAAGCUCCUGUCAGGCAUCGCAGUGUUCUGCGGGAUGGUGCAGUUCCCCGGCGACGUGAGGAGGCAGGCCCUCCUGCAGCUGUGUCUGCUCCUCUGCCACCGUUUCCCGCUGAUCCGGAAGACCACGGCCAGCCAGGUGUACGAGACAUUGCUCACCUACAGUGACGUCGUGGGCGCGGAUGUGCUGGACGAGGUGGUGACUGUGCUCAGUGACACUGCGUGGGACGCGGAGCUUGCAGUGGUGAGAGAGCAGCGCAACCGUCUGUGUGACCUUCUGGGCGUACCCAGGCCCCAGCUGGUGCCCCAGCCUGGUGCCUGCUGAAGCCAGUCCUGGAGCCCAUACCUCACCCCUGCCUGGUGAGGAUGUCUUGUUCCUGAGGGAGGCCGGUGUGGAAAGCCUCGCACAGUGGUGCCUCCAGCUGUUGAAGGGUAGCGCUGGCCCUUGGAGGCUGGCACUAGCUGACAGCUUUUCCUCUCUGCACCUGCGCUCUGGUGACUUGGGGUGGACGCCUCUGCCUUCACUUGAACACAAAUGUGCUUCCUAUAAAAUCAUGUACCAAGAAGUUCCUGCCUUUUGUCUCUGAGCCUGAUGUGUGUAGGGGUGAUGGAAAGGCUCACUGCCCAGGGGUCAGCCAGAGGGGAGGUGGGCUGCACUCCUCCUGCCUGGAGACCAGGCCCCCUUCUUGCCUGGUGCUGUCCCUGCUGUGGGAGACGUCUGGCCACAGGCAGUGCCCCACCCAGUCUUGGAGAGAGAUGAAUGUUAAAUCAGAGGUUCAAAUGCUAGAGAACUGAGAAGCCCUGGUGGCAGGCAUGGUCUGGAGUGCUGGGCAGAUGCUGUUUCUGGGCCCGUCUGCCUGGUGGGGGUGCUGUCCUCCCCCCUGUGCACACGUGAGCAUCGUGCAUGUGGCCCCUCUGCAGUGCAGGAGUCACUGAUUGAUGGGUGUGCCGACCAGCAGCUUCACAAAUGUCUGCUGCAAGGGGAAUCGUCAGAGUCCAAUGUGUGCCUCUACAGUAAUGUGGGAAAUAAAUACCAUUCUUGAAAUAAUUACACUGUCUUAGGAGAGCCUGGGCAGAGUCCACACUUGGGUUUUUAGGCAAAGGGCAGGAGGCUACCUUUGUCUCUGUGUCUGAGCUCGUGCUGAUCCAUCCCAAAGCUGGUGAGGGGAACGUGUAUAAAAAUUUCACUGUGGUAGCAACCCACACCCAUCUCUGGGACCUGUGCUGUGCUCAUAGGGCUUGAGGUGCAGAACCACGGCCAGCAGCACCAAAGCAGCCCCAGGUGUGGCCACUCAGAGGCCCAAGGGCUUGGGUGAGCAACCCUUUCCCUAUGUGAGGAGCCCAGGGGUGCCAUGUGCGUGGUGUAGAUUAGGGUGGCUCCCUGGCCUGCUCUCAGGUGGGGAUGGGGCCUGGACACAGGAACAUGGGCAGGCCAAGAACUGGGAGGUGCCACCGCAUCUGUGAGGCUUGUGAGGUCACCAGGACCACAAGACCAGGACUGUGACAGUCCGUGCUGUGUGUUUAGCAGACAGCUCUUCACGGGAUGUGUGUGACGACCUGGCCACACAGGAGUGUGGGGUUAACACACUACUGUUGUUGUGUUUGACCUGGUGGCCAAUGGUCUUUAUACCCUAAAAGAGCCUUGGGUUACAUUUUUACGAGAUUUAAAUAUUUUAUUCCAACCUGUGUAAUAGGGGUCUCCUCCUCCUUGAACUGUCCCGAUUGGCUGGGGUCACGUGGUGAGGGUCCUGGGUGACCAGGCCUAGCCUUGGCCACAUGAGUCCACACAGUGGAAAAGGCUUGGCUCCUGUGGUCGGCACACAUGAGACUCUGGUUGCGCCUGCUGGGUGUGGAACAGGCGCACCAUCGCCAUGCCUGCAGCUCACAAAGCUCCUGCUGGCCUGGGAUGCACUGAGGAUGGAAGGAACAAGUGGCUUCUGAGAAAAACAUGAUGAACUGUUCUUAGUGCAAUUAAAAGAAGAUUCCAGAUAAAUGGCAUUUUAAGACAUGGAGGCAGGUCGAUUACCCACCCAGACCCAUCAGUGACACUAUGUGGCAAAGCAGUUCUUCUUUUAAUGUCGGUCUAACUUAGCAACCCGAGGAAAGUGGAUCACUCCACUGGCCACUGCCUCUUUCCCACUGGAUCCCAUCCAUCACUGGGGCACUUGUGCUCACCAGACACCUGGUGGCCUGGAAAGCCCUCUUUCAGCAGCCGUUUCUGGAGCCCACCAGGGUCCAGGUGAUAGAGUUUGGCAAGGAACCCCUUGCUCACAUGAUAGCUGGGGCAGACAAUAGCAAAUGAACAAGCAAGCACCAUCAAGGCAGGCAACACUGAGUGCUAUGAACAAAGAUAAAGUGGGCAAUGGAAUGGCAUGUUGGGUGUUGACUCCGAGAAGGUGUUCAGAAAACCUCUCUGAAGGGGCAGCAUUUGGGCAGAGGUCCAGACUGUGUCCAAUGGCAGAAAAGAGAAUGCUUGUGGUCCCAGAAGUGGAGCAAGCUUUGUGAGUUUAGAGAGCAGCAAGAAGCCAGUAUCCCUGGGACCGGGGAGCUGAUGUGGGAUUUGUGUACCCACAAACACGUUCUAGGUGCUAACCAGAAACCCUCCAUGUGAGAGCAGAGACCUUGGAGAUCCUGAGGGUUUCUGCUGAGCCCUGGAAUCUAGUCACGCUAUUUUGAUAGCAGAAUGGAUGAGAGAAUUUAAGGCCCAGGGCCAGAUCUAAUGGACCGCUAUAUAAAGCUGGGACCCUAAAUAAGUCUUUUUCAAAGGAACAGCAGCAAGACUCUUAUCUCAAUCUAUCUCCCCUGAAGUGGCCUGAAUUAAUACUACCUGUAUGAUCCCCAAAACUCCUAAAGUGGAAAAUUUGAUUGACUUGGCCCUGACCAGUGGUAUUCCCAGACAAGGGCAGAAGAUGCAAAUACAAAACCUCUCUGGUAGAAUGUAGGCUAUAAUAUGAGUACAUUUUUGAAAAGGGCUAGAAAUGAUCAAGAAGAGAUUAGAAAAAAACAGAGCCCCUAGAAAUGUAAGAAGUGAAAUGAAAAGCUCAAUGGAUAGCUUAGACACAGCUGAAGAGAGAAUUAGAAAACUGGAAGAUCUGAAAACAUUAUCCAGAGAACUGGAAGAUAUAACAGCAACAUCAAGAGACAUUGAAGAAUGUCUAACCUUUGGGUAAUUGGGGUCUCAGAAUGAAAUGAAGUGAUGCAGAUAUUCCAUACUGACAUGCAACAGUCCCCAGAUACAGAAGCCUAACAGUCUCACAUUUAGACCUGCCACAGUGAAACUGCAGAACUGUAAGAAGGACAGAGUGAUAUAAACGACUACCAAUUUCCCAGCAGCAGCACUGGAGUUGAGCAGUGAGUAGACCAAGGUCUUCAUUAUGCUGAGAGAAAAUAGCUGUCAAGUUGCUUGAAUUGUGCCCACAGCAUAACAUUAAAGAAGAGAACACAAUUAAGUCAUUUAGAUAAAAAUAUGCCAUUCUUAUCUGUUUGGUUUUUUAAUCUUGGCUUAAUAUUUGGGGUUGAGUCAUUUGUUUUGAGAGCUGUCCUGUUUAUUGCAGGGUGUUCAGCAACAUCCCAGAUGGAAGCAGCAUCCCCCUACCCAGCUGUGACAAAAAGAAAAAAAAAUGUCUCCAGACACUGCCAAAUAUCUUCUGGGGGUGCCCCUGGUUGAGAACCACUGCUUUAGUGGAUAAACUUUAGGCAGGAGGGAAAUGAUCGCAGUUGGAUAGUUGGAGGAAUGUGGAGCAAGGGAAGCAAUAAACUGUGACCAUAAAAACAUA
This is a messenger RNA of Homo sapiens (human), 4852 nucleotides long. It is a transcript of the gene TBCD, whose product is annotated as tubulin folding cofactor D. Gene Ontology annotation, cellular component: cytoplasm; centrosome; adherens junction. The record is from RefSeq and is marked reviewed. Gene Ontology annotation, molecular function: beta-tubulin binding; GTPase activator activity. Gene Ontology annotation, biological process: negative regulation of microtubule polymerization; tubulin complex assembly; protein folding. NCBI's taxonomy places the organism in Eukaryota, Metazoa, Chordata, Mammalia, Primates, Hominidae.